Messenger RNA from Chenopodium quinoa (quinoa), 2678 nucleotides. RefSeq names its product cysteine-rich receptor-like protein kinase 27. Lineage: Eukaryota; Viridiplantae; Streptophyta; Magnoliopsida; Caryophyllales; Amaranthaceae. Bases 506 to 2578 code for a protein of 690 amino acids. Gene Ontology annotation, molecular function: protein kinase activity; ATP binding. The record is from RefSeq and is a predicted model, not a curated record. The transcript has 7 exons. Gene Ontology annotation, biological process: protein phosphorylation.
AUUAAAGAAAGCACUUGGAGAAUGGAGUUAUACGCCUGUACUAUUUGAUUACAUGACUUUUCCACAAAAUUUAAUUCCUCUAUUCCAUCGUUCUUGCAUAAAUUUCAAGUCUUUACUCUUACGGCCUUUGAAUGUAAUAUUUCAAAUACCUCCAAAUCAAAUACUCCAAAUGACACAAUUUUUACGCAAGAUCUUGGACUCUCUACAGAGUCUUUAAAAAAAAAAAAAAAAAAAAAAAAAAAAAAAAAAAAGGGUCAGUGUUGGACUGUUGGUAUGCUAUGUUAAUUAGAUUAACCGGUUAAAGUAUUAGGGUUUAAAGUUCAAGCUGCGUUUAUAUCUUGCCCUUGACAUGCCUAUCAUGUCAACGAGUCCUGUUACAUUUUUGUCUCUUAAAGUAGGAAAAUGACUAGUGGUUUGGGCAACUGGGCUAGGCAGUUUGUUACAAAUUUCCUCUUAUACUCAAACAACUAUUUACUGAUCUUCUUACCACAUAACUCUGACAUAAAUGGGGAUAUUUUGGUUUCUGUACUUUGUCAUGAAUCAUAGCCUAAUGUUAGCAGCAGGUAAUACUUAUUACCGAUGCUACUCCACCGGCAACUUCAGCAGUGACAGUCAGUAUAUCCGAUCUCGGAAUAGCCUACUCUCUGCACUUGCUGAUGGUGUGAAAGACCAGGAUGGUUUUUACAGUACUACAGCCAUAGUGUAUCCCCCAACACCACUUCCUGACUGUCUAGGCCUUUGUAGGAAAGACCUGAUUUCUUCUGAUGACUGUUACAACUGCAUCAGCAAAUCAGCCUCUGAUCUCAGCCGCAAUUGUCCUGUCCAAAAACAGAUCGUUGCUUGGGGGGCAGACGCCGACUGUAUGGUUCAAUGCAUCCCUCCAGCCACCCUAAAGCCACAAACAGAUGACACACACCCUUCAGAACACGCGUGCAAUGCUACCGGUGUCUCAGCUAUUAACCUCUCUCGGUUUGGUGGGACAUUAGCUAAUGUAACAGCUAAACUUGCUGUUAAAGUAGCUGCUGAAGGAACUUCAUCCUCUUUCCCUUCCGGAUACAACGAGCCUCAGUACUUUGCAACUGAAGAAGCAAAACUUGUUGACCAUCUGACCAUCUAUGCAGGUGGCUAUUGUCUUCCUAGCUUAUCUGCAAGUGAUUGUACUGCCUGCUUGAAAGAAGCCGCAAAUCAAAGUGAUAAAUACUGUAAUGGAAAGAGCGGAGCAAGGAUUUUUACACCUGGUUGUGUUCUACGAUAUGAACUCUAUCCAUUCUACAAGUCUACCAAAUCUGUUGCUCCAUCACCUUCAGUUUCUCCCUCGUCUAACACCAGAAAAAAGAGUAGAGCAGAAAACAGAACAGCUGUGUUUACUAUUAUCCUUCCUAUAAUUAGUGUUGUAACAUUAUCGGUCCUCAUAAUUGGCACUAGGAUGAUCUUGAAGAAAAGGAAGCAACACUGGGAUCACAAAGAUGACAUUGUUGGAGCUGGAAGUAUAGAGUCGUGCUUCGAGUUCAGCUUCAAAACAAUAAGAUCUGCGACAAAUGACUUUUCUGAAACCAACAAGCUUGGUCAAGGUGGUUUUGGUGUGGUUUACAGGGGAAGGCUUCCAAAUGGCCUGCUAGUUGCGGUUAAGAGGCUAACUUGUCGUACUGCACAUGGAGAAGCCGAAUUCAAAAAUGAAGUACAGUUAGUGGCUAGGCUUCAUCACAAAAAUCUAGUCAGGCUCAUUGGAUUUUGCUUGGGAGUUAAAGAACGGAUUUUAAUCUAUGAACUAGCACUCAGCGGAAGCCUAGAUCAUAUUUUAUUCAAUUCAAAUAGAAGGGAGAAUUUAACUUGGAAGAUCCGUUACAAUAUAAUUGAAGGAAUAGCACGUGGACUGCUUUAUCUGCACGAAGAAUCUCAGUUGAGGAUUAUUCAUCGUGAUCUCAAAGCUAGUAAUAUUUUACUAGACGCGUCCAUGAAUCCAAAAAUUUCUGAUUUUGGGACAGCAAGACUCUUUCUUGAAGACCAUGGAAGUGCUUCUAGAAUUGUUGGUACAUUUGGUUACAUGCCUCCGGAAUAUGCAAAAUAUGGAAAGAUUUCAACAAAGGUUGAUGUGUUCAGCUUUGGUGUGUUACUCUUAGAAAUUGUUACUGGAAGAAAAAACAGUGCAACUAACAACCCAAGCCGGCUUGAGCACCUAUUAAGCAAGGCGUGGAAAUGCUGGAAGGAGGGACAACUUCUAGAACUGAUAGACCCGAUGUUACUGAGGGAAGAUGGGCAAGUCAAUGACAUAACACGAUGCAUUCAUAUAGGACUACUUUGUGUACAAGAAAAUGUUGGGUGCAGGCCUAUCAUGAAAGAUGUAGUUCUAGUGCUCGAAGGUUGUUCCCAAAGCCUCCCAUCUCCUUCAGAACCAGCAUAUCUUAUGGAGAUUGUCAGUGGUGAGCCAAGUGUAUCUACCAUGGAGCAAAAUUUGGCAUGGAGGAGCCAUGCAUCAGAUACAGAUCAGGCAACAAGCGGCCUGUCAUCAUUAUCAUCUGCUGGCUUCACAUCAGUAAACGAAGUUUCAUUCAGUCAUACAUAUCCUGAACCUCGAUGAUGAAUGUAUAUAAUCUGAAGUACUCUUUAUGCAUUGAGAGGACUGAUGCUGUUGUUCUAAAUUAAUCCCUUGUAACUUUUUACUAGCUGCCUUAAAGUAA